Henningerozyma blattae CBS 6284 is the source of this 1317-nucleotide messenger RNA. RefSeq lists its product as uncharacterized. NCBI's taxonomy places the organism in Eukaryota, Fungi, Ascomycota, Saccharomycetes, Saccharomycetales, Saccharomycetaceae. The record is from RefSeq and is a predicted model, not a curated record. The transcript has a single exon. The coding region runs from base 1 to 1317 and encodes 438 amino acids.
AUGGUAAAUUUGCUCCAACGAGAGUCUCAGGAAUUAUGGUCGGUUACGAUUCCGAUCAUAGGGGGUAUAGAAUCUAUCAGCCUAAAACUGGUAGUAUUUGUAUCAAAUCAAGUAGUAUUUAACGAAAAUGUAUUUCCAUUAGAACAUACCCUUGCUGUUAAUAUUUCUCAUGAUCCUGCGACAAAUACUAUAAGUGGUAUUCCUAUCUAUCCAAAAACAGGAUCUAAUACUACAGCACCACGUUCUAUGAAUAAUCAAAAUACUGGGUUGUCAGAAUCUGAAGACAUUCCAAUUAACUCACUAAAUACCUCUGAUAUAUCAUCUUCUGAUACAUCGUCUAAUACUACAGCAUCCUCAACACAUUCUGGUUCUGAUCAUACUUGCUCAUCACGUAAUAGCCCUUCAAGUCCAACACUUUCAUUGUCUAUAGACUCUUCCUCACCAAACAGUGAAUCAACGCUAAACUCUCUGCAUGAUUUAACAUCCUCAUCUUCCUCAGAGCCUUUGUUUCCUUCAGCCUCUGAUAUCUCUGAGUCUUCUUCACAUAAUUCAGAUCCAAAUUAUAUUCCAAGUUUAGACUCUAACAUUAGUAUACAAGAUUUACAAAAUGAUGAAAUUUCAAACCAAACAUCAAAUGAUAAAAACUUUGUGGAUGUCUUGUCUAAUAUACCAAAUGAUAAUAUAUCAACAUCAAGGGAUGAGAUGGAUAUUGAUUUAUAUGAAACUGAUAAUUGUGAGGAUUCUCACUCCUUAUUGACAGAUUGGAUGUUAAAAAUGCAGCAGGCGCUGGUUCAGUUAUACAAUGAGAGUAACCACAUAAAUUCAUCUUUUCAUAACUACAUUAGAGAUCUGGCUUCGCAGAUGGAUAUUACCUUUCAAGUGCAAAAUCAAAAGAUAUCACAAAUCAUUAACGAUAAAUCGUCAUCUCAAAGGUUAAACCAUGAUGUUAUACAAGCUCAAAAUGAUGUUUCUCCAUUACUAAAACAUAAACUUGAUACGGUAGCUAUGAUCGAUGCCACUAAACCAGAUGCUGCACAAUCGUCCAAACGUCAACGGGUGUCUAACACUAUGGAUAAUUCAGAACAUUUAGUCACACAAUUAUCUUCUUUAGAUCACGAAUCCUUCGAUUCACUUCAAAUUCCUCCAGGUUUACUUGACAAUUCUGAUGAAAUUAGUAUGGCUGUCAGAGAAAUACAUAGACGCUACAAAGACUUAGCAAAAUCAGCGGUUAUUCCAUCUGAAUGGUCGACUGGUCCAACACCUCAACUUACAUUGCCACAUUCUAUGCCACAAACCUUUCCUUUAACUCAUCAAUAA